AUGGACCAGUUCGUGGAGGCAGACAAUAUCAAACAGGGCUACCUGGUGCCAAACCAGGAUUACCAGCCCAUGGACAAGUUCUACCCUCCCGAACUAAAUGCACCACAGGGCGCCCCACAGUCAAACGGUGCCCCACCACAGAAUCUCCAAAACGGCGUCAACAUGGCAGCAGGACAUCCCAACCCGCCAAAUCACCAGCUCCCGCUUCCCCCACAUCUCCAAAACCCGCCCCUCCAACCCCAGUUUUUCCCUUCUUUUCCGGCGCAGAUGCCUUACUCAGGCAAUAUGGACGACCCGCGCUGUGUACCUCAGGACGCCAUGUCACUGGUGAGAGACUUGCAAAACAACCGCAUGCGAGGACUCUACGGCUACCCGGGCGGGUACGUGCCUCAGUUGAACAAAACGGAGCUGCCGAGCCAGCCGGCGUCGUCCGAAUACAGCCCGAUGAAAAAGGAGGACCACGGGCUCGUGCUGCUCAUCCCACCUUUGCAUGUUCAGCAGAAGAACGCCUCCAAGGAGGAAACAGACAACGACCACCAUGCCAUCACCACCAAGUGCCUGCGUUGCAAGAAGGACUUUGUGCAGAGCUUCGUCAAGGGCAAGGACGGCAAGCCUGACGGAGAACCCAAGAUCUACAAGUUGUGCCACCACUGUCGAGACUUGCAGAGACAGAGGUCCCGAAGGUGGCAGAAGAAGACCAAGGACAAGCAGGGCGCGUGUCGUCGUUGCGGUGGAACCAUCUCCGAGGAAGAACAGAACUACGUUCUUUGUCCACAGUGUCGAGAGUCGCUACGGCUCCGAAAGGCCAAUAGGGCUGCUCAGGGCAAGUGUGUGCACUGCCUGGGGCCCAUUGGUGCGCUGAUAAUCGGGGACAAGAACGGCGACAGACGGUCCCAGACGGGCCUGUUCAAGGUGUGCCAGCGGUGUAGAGAAAACGACAAAAUCAGACGAACCAACUUGGAGCGCAUGGGCAAUUGCAACCGUUGCGCCAAGGCGUUGGACCCGUCGCAGCAGGGAAAGCACAAGGUGUGUACGUCGUGCCGCCAGAAGAAAAAGAAGGGUGCUCUGCUGCUGCCUCUGGAGCCCGAGAGCUCUUUGGGCAUGGAGAUGCCUGUUUUCCAAAACCACAACGUCCAGAGCAUGCCUCAGCAAAACAUGCCUCUGCUCCAGCCCCAGGCGCCUAUGGGCAUUGGCUAUCCUAUGGCAAUGGGCCAGCAAAUGGGCCAGAUGGGCCAGAUGGGUCAGCAGAUGGGUCUUGGCCAGGACUACUACCAGUACAGCCAGCCUGUGCAACAUCUUCCGCAGCCCAUGCAGAUGCCUCAGGAUCAAAACCAGUCAUCCUCCAUGCAGCUGAACAACCUGUCACAAACGUCCCUCUCCUCAAGGGACAAGGACCUUCCUCCUGUGCCUCCCUUGGACACAGCCCGACCUGCUGCUUUUCUGCUAGCUUCUCCUACAAGUCCAGCAGACGUGCUGGCACUGGAAAUGGCCCGAUUCCAGAAACUCAAGGCCCAGCAGCAGAAAAAGAAGACCCGCCCGGCGCCGUUGCUCAACUUGGACAAGGCCAAGCAGCCGCAGCUGAAUUUCGUGGAGUCGUUGAAAACGCUAGACAUUCUGGACGAACCCCAGACCCGAAAGAGACAGACCGUGAUCAGCUCCAUCUCUCCGACAAAGCUGGUCUACACGCCUUCGCCUCGAGACCAGAAGUUGCCUAUAUGGGGGUCGGCGUCGCCUGUGGCCACCACGUACGGCUCGCUGGGCUACGAUCUCAGAGACGAGAAGUUUGUCCAUUUAAAGGACUUAGGGCUGGGCAACCUGGGGGUGGUGCUGAAGGUGCUCCAUGUGCCGCUGCAGAAAACCAUGGCCCGCAAGAUCAUUCAUAUUGAAAGCAAACAGGACGUUCAGACCCAGAUCAUCCGGGAACUACGGAUAAUGCACGAGGUGAGGUCGCCGUUUAUCAUCGAGUUCUACGGCGCCUUUCUCCGGCCCAACAACUCCAUCGUGCUAUGCAUGGAAUACUGUAACUGUGGAGCUCUCGACAAGAUCCUUCUGCUCUGCGAUAACGGCCAGUUCCCCGUUCCAGCGCUCAAAAAGGCGCUGUAUUCCAUCCUCAGCGGCCUAACGUACCUCUACAACACACACAAAAUCAUCCACCGUGACAUCAAGCCCUCCAACGUGUUGAUGACCCACAAGGGCGAGUUCAAGCUCUGUGACUUUGGCGUCAGCCGAGAACUCACGAAUUCCAUCCUCAUGGCCGACACGUUUGUGGGCACCUCCACCUACAUGUCGCCUGAGCGUAUCCAGGGUCUCACCUACGGCGUCAAAUCAGACAUUUGGUCCAUGGGUCUCAUGCUAUACGAGCUUGCCACGGGUAAGAGCAUAUGGGUAGACGACGAUGCCGACCAGUCCAAGCCGGCAGGCCCCGAGGGGAUCUUGGACUUGCUUCAGCGUAUCGUCAACGAGGACCCACCUUGUCUUUCGAACAAAACCAACAAGCUCACCGGAGCUCCGUACGAGCCAGACUUGUGUGAGUUCAUCGAGUCUUGUUUGGUGAAGGACGAUGCAAAGAGAAAAUCGCCCCAGGAGCUUCUCGCCAACGAGCAAGGUUUCCUCAAGGGCGUCCCCGAAGGCGUCUACGAUAAAGACGUCAAGGCAUGGGCCAAGACAAUCCGCAAGCGGAACAAGGAGAAAAACGAGGCCUCCUAG
Messenger RNA from Candidozyma pseudohaemuli, 2706 nucleotides. RefSeq lists its product as uncharacterized. Gene Ontology annotation, molecular function: protein kinase activity; ATP binding. The coding region runs from base 1 to 2706 and encodes 901 amino acids. The record is from RefSeq and is a predicted model, not a curated record. Gene Ontology annotation, biological process: protein phosphorylation. NCBI's taxonomy places the organism in Eukaryota, Fungi, Ascomycota, Pichiomycetes, Serinales, Metschnikowiaceae. The transcript has 2 exons.